UUUCUCCGGACAUGGCUCUAGCUCCUUUUCUCUUUUGCCUGGCAGCGCAGAGGGUAGUUGUGCUAUGCAAGCGAACGUCAUAAUCAGAAUUUUGGACUCCGUCAUUUCCGGUGGAGACAUCUUGAGGUGUCGCAUCGCGAGACGGCGAGGCUGUGGGUGACGUCAACCGUCGUUUCUGAGUACUUUCUCCGGUUUCAGAGAGGACUUAAUGUGAAAAUGCCUCAGGAAGACUCAUCAUCAUCUGCAGCUGCUGCUGCCUCUCAGAAACAAGAACAACUUAAAAACGGAAAGUUGCUGGUUUUCUCUGUGGCUGCAGACCAUCACAACAAUGACUUGACUAAAGCCCCAACAACUCUGUCUAGUUUUGCCAGUAACAUGCUUGGCACUGGCUCUGUCAAGAAGUUGGCAAUCAAAAACUUUAAAGAUAAACCCCUGCCACUGGAAAACUACACUGAAGAAACAUGGAAAAAGUUAAAAGAAGCUGUACAGGCUAUCCAGAAUAGUAUCUCUGUUAAAUACAGCUUGGAAGAACUCUAUCAGAGUGUUGAAAACCUUUGCUCCUACAAUUUAUCUGCAAACUUGUAUAAACAGUUGAAGCAGCUUUGUGAACAGCACCUCAAAGCACAAAUUCAUCAAUUCAGAGAGUAUCCUUUUUUUUCCUCUUUGAGUUGUUUCCUGUCUUUUGUCAAAUUUUCCAUGUCAGUAUCUAUCGAGUGGAAUAAUUGACUUGGUAUAUGGGAUUAAUGUUAUUUUUGUUCUCUUUGUGUUCUGUUUAAGACAGACAUCCUUGGACCUAAGGUUAUCAUUAAGCAGUUUUAAAUACUGUCUUUUAGAAGUCAUAUCUUCCGUUUGCAGAAUGUGUGUUAAUGUUAGAAUAUAAAGUUUUUCUUAACAUUACCUCAUGGAUUCUGUGGAUAAUGGCCCUUUUCUAAAGAAAAUGGAUAUAUGCUGGCAAAAUCAUAGCAGACAAAUGGUAGAGUAUAGAAAUUAUAUUUUUAGUUCAGAGAAUUAUCAUGGAAUAUGUUAAAUGGUUCUGUAAAUGAAAAACUUCAAACUGUAGUUAGCCCAUACUUUAUUUAAAAGCUUCUGGAAGUACUUUUAUGGUAGACCAAAAUUUUCAGUUCUUUAACGUUUUAAUUUUAAUUUAUUUAUUCGCUGACAAUUAGGUGUUUUUUUCCAAACAGAUAAUUAUACUUUAGAUGUAAUUGAGUUUAACGUUAA
Neofelis nebulosa (Clouded leopard) is the source of this 1221-nucleotide messenger RNA. Its product is annotated as cullin-4B-like. Gene Ontology annotation, biological process: ubiquitin-dependent protein catabolic process; DNA damage response; protein ubiquitination. NCBI's taxonomy places the organism in Eukaryota, Metazoa, Chordata, Mammalia, Carnivora, Felidae. The record is from RefSeq and is a predicted model, not a curated record. Gene Ontology annotation, molecular function: ubiquitin protein ligase binding. The transcript has 4 exons. Gene Ontology annotation, cellular component: Cul4B-RING E3 ubiquitin ligase complex. The coding region runs from base 217 to 726 and encodes 169 amino acids.